CAUUUCAGUUCAUUCGUCCAAACGUUUUCAUACUUCAUUUUCGUAUGUAAUCAAGUCACUUAGCUAAAUAAAGUUUGGUGAAUUGUGAAAAAUAUUGUGUUGUGAUGUGAUGGAUAAUGUGGUCGCCAUAGUCGGACUGAUCCCUUGAACCACGGAGUCAUUGUUGCUGUUGUCGUACGUAAUGUUCAGUUCAGGGUGUAUGAAAUAGCUGUCAAAGGAGCAGUUGAUCAUCAAAACUUUAAAUUUGGUUUCUAACAACUCUCUCAAAAAGAACUUAGUGAUAAAACGUUUGUGUAAUAUACAUCAUUUCCUUUCGGAAAUUUCAUUAAUAAUAGGUUAAUUCCUUGCAAUGGCUCAAUACUAUCAAAUAGUUGGGCAAGGACAUUCAUUGACUCUUGAGGAUCUACAGAGAUAUAAUUUAAUAUGUUCUGAUGGCAUAAUAGUCAAUCAAGAUGAUCAGCAGUAUGCACAGCAGCAGGUGGUUGUUCAACAAGCAGAACAGCCAAAUGACAUAAUAGUAAAUGACAAUGUCCAACCACAAUUGGUUGUUGGGGAUGCACUGCAGUAUCAACAACAGUAUAUUAUACGUCAUGAGCCACCACAACCACCACCACCCCUUCGUACUGACUUUCAACAACAACAGCAGCAGCAGCAGCAGCAGCAGCAGCAGCAGCAGCAGCAGCAGCAGCAACAACAACAAGCUCUUCAUAGACAACAGGUUUACUACACGUCUGAGGCUCAGGUUGUGUUGCAACAAGCUCAGCAGAUCAUUGAUGCAUCUAUGAUGCAACAGUCAUCUACACAACGCCCCCAACAUCUGGUGAGUCCUGCACAUGUGUUGUCGCAGCCCACUGUGAUACAUCCCGCGCAGCAGCCGCCGCCGCAGCCGCCACCCCUACCGCCGCCCGCUCAACAUGGACCUCCACCAACUCCACCACAACCACAACAACAACUGUCCCGUGCGUCGCCUCAGCUCAUGCAGCACCUACAGCAGCAUCAGCAGCAGAUCCACUUGCAGCAGCUGCAGCAGCAGCAACAGCAGCAACAACUGCAGCACCAGUUGCAACAACAACACAUGCAGUCUCAGCAGAUACAGCCUCAACAGAUUCAACAAAUAGUAAUGCACGCGGCUUACGUCAAUCAAGCUGGAACUCCUACCCGACAAACUCCGCCGAGGUUGCUUAACCCGGGCUUAAACAACAGCGGAGGAUUGACUUUGGUUCGCACGGCCGCGCGACCUGUGCGCCCGCGCAGGCCCGCCGCGAGGUCUCCCAUGCCUACUCCACCACUAGUGCAGCAACGCCUACUAACGCCACAACUUCAACAGGCUACCGCAGCCGGGGUGGCGGGCGCGAACUGCGGGCGCGGGAUGGGCGUGGCGGGCACGGUGACGAGUGUGGUGGCGGGCGGGCGCGGCGCGGGCCGGGGCGCGCGGACGCCGCGGCCCGGCUCGCCUCGCGUGCUCAACCCGCACGCCGCGCACGCGCAGCACCGCCCGCCGCGCCCGCGCACUCCUCAACUCGCGCAGCAGCAGCACCAGCUCGCGCAGCACGUGCUCAACCAUCCGCAGCAGGUGCAGCAGCUCAACCAGCUCAAGCUUGCCACACAACAGCAACAAAUUUUACUGAAUCAACAAAAUCAACCGCACACACAGCAAUCCACACGUAUAAUUACCCCACAAGGAACUAUCGUGACGCAAACAUUGAGCCCGGCGGCUCCACAUCACACCGUACAGCAAGCAAACCAAAACAACGGGCCUCUGCCUCAACCCGCUCUAAACGCAACGCCACAGCGUGCUUCGCCACAUCCCCAGCAAAUUCAGCAACAAGUCAAGAAGGUUGUUGUUCAACCAAACAAUGCUAACGAUAUGGACGAUCUCGAAGAAAGUAUAAAGGCUGCAAUUGUUCAGAAAAACCCUACUGCUAACGAAACAACGCCGUCUCAAUCGUUUCAAACACCCCCACCUGCGCUGAGACAAAAUCCUGGAGGACUAGCUUCGGGCCCACAUAAUGCACCACAGCAACACCAAAUAAACUUCAGUCCUCAAGCUUUUCAACAGCAACAAAUUACUUUUGAACAUGUUCACGUGCAACAGCAACAUAACCAGCAGCCGCAACAACAAAAUCCUCAGCAGCAGCAACCGCAGCCGCAACAACAACACCUACAGCAACAGCCGCAGCAACAACAGCCGCAGCAGUCACAACCAAUGAUAGGUCAAUUAUUAAUGGAACCUGACAAUGAGGAAGAACGACAGAUCAUAACACUGUCUAGCGGGCAAAGGAUUUCAGUUGCUGAAUACAAGCGCAUUCACCACUCACGUAUGUCGCAGCAGCAGCAACAACAACAACUGCAGCAACUGAGGGAAAGCGGUCGACAAACUCUGGUGAGAAGUAAAGAACAACAGAGGCCUGUGCAAAGAGUGCCUCCGAUGCAAACACAGCAACAAUCCAAUCAUCCAGCAGAAAGCAGUGAAUCAGUGGGUGGACCGUCUGAGCAAACAUCGGAACCGCAAUCGGCAAAAAUGUUGAUUUUCUUACAAAAUGGAGAACAGAGACUUAUUACUUUCACAUUGCCUAAAGAAAGUUGCACACUUCAGGAAGUUCUUGAACAGUGUCAUGUUCCUUUUACGGCAGAUACUCACAUACAAUGUAUGCAAAACAAUAAUAGUGAAAUAGAUUACUUUGUAUCAGUAGGUUCAACUACAAGAAUAGAAGAGAUGCUAGAAAACCACCCAAUGUUACUUGGGGAUAUAAGUAGUAGAAGCUCCCCUAAUAUAUUAUCACAACCUCAGAGUAGUGAAAUGUCUACUCCAGAAAAGGGGCCAUGUCCUGAUAAUGUAAAUAAUAGUCCUGAAUCUCCAGAACAAAGAUCGCCGCCUCCACGGUAUGUGGACGGAAUGUUGGCACUCUGUAAGUCUUGUGGCUAUACGGGCUGCGACUUCAGCCGCUGUCAAAGGUGUAAACGAGUUUUCACAGAGGAACCUAAAAGUGUACCAAUAGCUAGUAAGAAAGUAGAACAAAAGAAAAAAGAACCGGAAAAGCCAUUAUUAGAAAAGCAGAUCACUUGUGGUGAAAGUAUAAAAUUAAAUUUAUUGAAAUCGACAGUGAAAACUCUAACUGCUAAAAAUGUUGUGCAAGAAAAAAAACCAGCCAGAGUUAGAAAGCCUAGAGGAAAGCAACCUGACCCUGAACCAGUUAUAUUGACAUUGAGCUCAGACGAGGAAGACUCCAAUAGUUCUAUGAUCAGUAACCAGCAUGAACAAUCAAUUAAUACGAAAGAACCUUCCCUGAGUGAAAUUGAGGGCGGCACUCCAGAUAGCGGCAUCGGAAUGGAUCACAUGGACGAUGAAAGCAGAGAAGAGUUUUCCCAGAAUUUACAAGGUGUGGAAGCCUAUCUCAACUGUAGAACAAUAAGAAUAGGUUCAUACAGAUAUACACCAAAAGAGAAGGUCCACAUAUCAAUAAGGGGUAUUAAGAUUGUUGCACCAUCUUUAAAAAAUGAAGCACGGGAGGUUGCCCUUCAGAUACCAUUGAAGGAGAUUGUUAGAAUUUUAGUGCAUUUUGGAAAAGGGUUACCAGUUGUUUUUUUGUAUACUAUGAACAAAUGUGGUGUACACAUAAGGAAGGCAUUAGAUAUGGUGGAUGAGUCUGGUUUUUAUUAUAAUCCUAUGGCAAAGGAAGACCCUUACAAAAGGAUUACUUUAUUACCUGAGGUAAUAACUGAAGAAGCAAAACUUACCUUCAAGGCACUAUUUGGCAAAGUAAUGGAUGAAUUAACUAAUAGAGAGGCCAAUGAAAUCCUUAUUAGAACUUGUCCAAAGGAGAGUAAUAAUGUCUCAAAAUUGACAACAAGAUCCAUGAGCGCUGCUUCCAUUGCUUCAGGAGCGAAAAGUUCUAAUCCUGCUGAGAUACGUCAGAUUUUAAUAUACCCUCCUGGAAAAGGAGGCAUCCCAAUUAAUACAGAAGAUUACAUGUGCCUAGCCCAGGACCAGUUCCUGAAUGAUGUUAUCAUAGAUUUUUAUUUAAAACAUUUAGUUCAUGAUGUUUUAACUCACAGUCAGAGAGAAAAGACUCAUAUUUUUAGCACAUUUUUUUAUAAAAGGUUAACAACAAAACCUAGCAAAGUGAAUAAAAACUCGAAUCCUCACGAAUGGGAUAGUAAUUUAACACCAGCUCAAAAACGGCACGCAAGAGUGAAAACGUGGACAAAAAACGUCAAUAUAUUUGAGAAAGACUUUAUUGUAGUUCCUAUUAAUGAAAAUUGUCACUGGUUUGUGGCAAUUAUAUGUUAUCCUAGCUUAGAGGGGUGUAGGAGUAUGAUUGACAACAGAACAGUUAUUCCACAACUAAUUAAAAAGAGAGAGCGCAGGUCGUCAAUGCAGAUAGGCAGCACAACUAUUACACCAUUAACUAAACAGGAACAAUUAACAUUAAAUUGUGAUUCUGACAAUCUUAGUGAAAGGGAUGAGGCUGAAGCUGAGGAAAGUGAUUUAGAUAUGCAGUGUGACACCGACGAUGAAGAACAAGAGAAACCUCUGCCUGAAAAAAAACCGGAAGUGCCUGUUGUUAGGAAAAAUGAACCAAUUAAACAGCCUUGUAUACUUAUUUUUGACUCAUUAGCUGGUGCAUCCCGAUCUAGAGUUGUGGCGACGCUACGUGACUACUUGACAUGUGAACAUCAGGCAAAGACAUCUAAAAGCAAAGUAUUUAAUAAAGACAACAUCAAGGGAAGCUGUCCAAAAAUUCCACAACAAAAUAAUUUUACUGAUUGUGGAUUGUAUCUAUUACAAUAUGUGGAACAAUUUUUUAAGGACCCAGUAAUGGAUUAUACAUUGCCCAUAAAGCAAUUAGCCAAUUGGUUUGAUGAAAUAGUUGUAACAAGAAAACGAGAAGAAAUAUCGAACUUACUGAAAACUUUAAUGCACAAAUUCAAUCCAGAUUCGCAUUUAGCUUUGCCUGACAUCACAUUCCCAACAUUAAAUGGUAAAUUAAUUGAAACAGAAGAACAGCAGGAUGAAGGAUCAGAUGGUGAUAAGGGUACUUCAAGUUUAAAUAAAGUCCAAAAAUGUGAAGGCAAGGACACUGAAGGUCCAACCAUUACCUUUGUGAAACAAACAUCUACUGGUGAAAUAUUAGUGAAACGGAAUUAUGUUGACUCCUCUGAUACUAUACACCUUAGAAAAACUAUAAGAGUUAGUGAUAGUGAAAAUAGGUCUGUUGUGCAAAUAAAGCCAGAAUUUGUGAAGAACAGUGAAAACCAAAUUAUUUAUAAACUGCACACUAGUGAUUUGGUUAAAGACAUUCAGAACACUUUAAUAGUAAAUAAGAGUAAAACUUUAAAUGACAAAAAAUAUGGUGUACAUAAUCAAAAUGUAUCCAGUGUGAACUGUGUUCGGCAAAAUGUUAGUGAAAAUGAGAGUAAUAAUUCCUUUCUCAAAGGAAGACGAAUAAAUAAAUUAGAAGAUGUCAUGUCUGACUCUCAUAAAAGGUUUAAAAGAAAUGAAUGUUAAAUUAUUCAUGUAAAUUUAUUUUAAUAAAAUGUAAAUAUUAGUUAAUAUUAUUUACUAUUUAAUACACUAUCUUGUUUUAUAAAGGUAAUGUAAAGAUUUUAAGAAUAAUGUAAUAUAGCUAAUAUAGCUUCACAUAAUAACUA
Molecule: messenger RNA, 5652 nt
Organism: Maniola jurtina (meadow brown)
Lineage: Eukaryota; Metazoa; Arthropoda; Insecta; Lepidoptera; Nymphalidae
Exons: 29
Coding region: 350-5509 (1719 amino acids)
Biological process (GO): protein desumoylation
Cellular component (GO): cytoplasm; nucleus
Molecular function (GO): SUMO-specific endopeptidase activity
Source: RefSeq, a predicted model, not a curated record